This is a messenger RNA of Pollicipes pollicipes, 1232 nucleotides long. RefSeq names its product suppressor of cytokine signaling 4. NCBI's taxonomy places the organism in Eukaryota, Metazoa, Arthropoda, Thecostraca, Pollicipedomorpha, Pollicipedidae. The annotation marks the transcript as partial. Gene Ontology annotation, molecular function: 1-phosphatidylinositol-3-kinase regulator activity. Gene Ontology annotation, biological process: intracellular signal transduction; phosphatidylinositol phosphate biosynthetic process. The record is from RefSeq and is a predicted model, not a curated record. Gene Ontology annotation, cellular component: phosphatidylinositol 3-kinase complex. The transcript has a single exon.
GCGCCGCCGGCCGCCGAGUCGCGCCUGCUCGUCUCGCACUUCGCCGAGCUGGGUCGCGACGGCUCGCUGGUGCAGCGCACCGUGCACACCACCGUCGACUACGUGCACCGGCUGGUGCCUGACCUGUUGCGCAUCGUCAACAGCCCGUUCUACUGGGGCGAGAUGGACCGCUACGAGGCCGAACGGCUGCUGGAGAACAAGCCCGAGGGCACGUUCCUGCUGCGCGACUCGGCGCAGGAAGAGUACAUCUUCUCAGUCAGCUUCCGCCGCUAUGGUCGGUCGUUGCACGCUCGCAUCGAACAAUGGGAGCGUCGGUUCAGCUUCGACGCUCACGACCCAGCCGUGUUUGCGGCGCCCACUGUCACCGGGUUGAUUGAGCACUACAAGGACGCGGCGCGCUGCAUGUUCUUCGAGCCCCUGCUGACGCGGCCGCUGCCGCGCUCGUUCGUCUUCCCGCUGACGCACCUCUGCCGCGCCGCCAUCGCCGCCUGCGUCAGCUACGACGACGUGGGCCGGCUGCGCCUGCCGCGCCCGCUGCGCCAGUUCCUCAUGGAGUAUCACUACAAGCAGCGCGUGCGUGUGCGUCGAUACGAGCUGCCCGAGGUGGCCGAGGCGGAGGAGCGGCCGCGCGCUGGUGCCGCCGCCGCCGCCGCCCCGAUGCCCCGCGCCAACGCCGUGCCGGGGCUCGUCGUGUGGGAUGCCGUCCUCCGGUAGCGGCCACCGUCGGCGCCGGGGAUCACGCGGCGCACGUGCUGGUGAACCUUGUCUUGGAGGGGGGUGGGCGCCGAGUGAUCCGGACUUUUGUACCGGUCCUGUGCCGGCAGACAGUGACGCUCGCUCUCGCGGGCUCGGUGCCUGGCGCGCUGGACGGUCCGGUGGGCCAGCGGAGCGUGCGACCUCCCGUCGCGGCCCGAUCCGCUCGUUAAGCGCAGGCGGCACGUUGCCUAGCUUGACUGCGGUCGUGAUAUUUGACUCAUGUGGCGCGUACGCGAUCUGCAGCGCACGUGCCGAUAUGCGGUAGGAUAUGGCUGUUUAUUUGUCGACGAGAAGAAUCUGACUGGCAGGACAGAGCAGAAGACGUUGUUUAUAUUUUUUGAACUUAUUGAUGUUAGUCUUAAGGCGUGCCAUCGCAGCGCAUGGCAGGCGAGACGUGAAAUGGCGUGUGCUAUACAGGAGUUAUUUGUGCUGCGUUGUUAAAGGACUGUGAUACCAAAUAAAGGUACCAAGCUUAA